This is a messenger RNA of Mollisia scopiformis, 912 nucleotides long. RefSeq lists its product as uncharacterized. The coding region runs from base 1 to 912 and encodes 303 amino acids. NCBI's taxonomy places the organism in Eukaryota, Fungi, Ascomycota, Leotiomycetes, Helotiales, Mollisiaceae. The transcript is spliced from 3 exons. The record is from RefSeq and is a predicted model, not a curated record.
AUGGCUAUCUGGAUGAUUUCGUCACACAAGCUGCACAACAACACUGUGCCUCUUGAAACUAAUUAUCUUGAUGCGCAAUUCCAUGUUGCUGCAGCCUUAUGGGUCCACAUCAUUCUCAUGACUGCGGCUUCGAUUUUUAUGCUCCCAAUGAUCAUUGUAUUCAGAGAUAGAAACCAUCCUUGGUACAUUGCUUGUAGGGUUGCUACGGUCAUUUCGAUGGUGCUUGGAACUGCAGCGACCUACGUCGAGAAGAACGGACUACUGUCAUCAUCUCAUGGCGCCAUGGGAUACAUCGUCAUCUUUCUUGUCGUGGCAUAUCUCUUCAAUAAUGUGUGGCAUAGGAGGUCUUCCAUCCCUAGACUUACAAAUAAGGUUCGCCUCGUGUUUCAACACGUAAUUUUCGCCGUCCUCCCGAUACUCUUCUACGUCGAAAUUCUCCUAGGGGUGAUCACCUUAUUGGGAUUUUGUUCCAGUCCGUACACCCAACAAUGCUUCGGUCAUCUAGGAAUUGGCAGUCUUUACCUUCUCUACUUCUCAUUCUGGGCGGCUCUUGUUCAUAACGCAUGGGUGAUCUCCCAUCCGAUGCUAACAUCGGAGGUCCUGGAUGCUGCCUUUCUUGUACCCUCUGCCUUGGGUCUUUCACGUAAACUAAACACUGAUUCUGCUUCAUUGCGGCGUGAUGCUGACUCUGUGUUCAAAUCUAUAGUUUUCGGUCAUGCUUGGGGCUACCCUUGGGACGACGAGUCCGUCCAACAUGUCGCCGUUGGCAUUUUCGGUCUUCUUGCAACUGUCAUCGGUACUUUCUCAAGAGAUUUAGGUGGAAAACCUAAACGUAAUAUCUUUCCUGGUCUCGUUAGUCAUAAAACCUACCUUUUGUGGUCUGUCACUGAUGAGCCAAGGUCUCCUGUAUAG